AUGGCCACAACUUCAACAAUCACAGCAAUCGUCACAAGAGCAACAACAUCCAUGAUGAUCGGACGAAAUCGCACACUCGGCCAGCGACCCGCCGUGACCCCCUAUAGCUUCACUAAACCCAGCACAUUCCCACUUCUCAUCCUCUCCGUCUCUAUUCUUAUAGUUGACCAUUUUACCCACCGCCGCCGCCUGAAGAUCUCAGCGACACAACAGGAAGAGCAAGAACUAGCAGAAGCAUGGCAAGAGCCCUGGUUAACAAAAGACUGGUCUACAUUGUAUGGGCUCAUCGCCCUAGCUCAUGAGCGUGAGAUCGCACCCCAGCAUACACCUUUCCGCACCGAGUAUAUCUCCACGAUACAGGUAAGGUAUAAGAGACCGCAGCGCUGGGCACUUAAGCUAUUACUAGAGCGAGGCGUGAUCCCGCUCCGCAUCGACGAUGGUGGAGUCGCAACCACCUGCACGCAAACCUGGGGCUUAACUUCUACGUUCCCUUACAUAACCAUCCCGCUAUACCAGCAAACAAAAAGCAGAGCAUAUUUUGAGUUCCUCAUUCCACGUCCCGAACGAGCGGAAGUGACGCGACUAAUCAACAUCCUCGGACAAAACAGAAUGGGCUAUGGCAUCUCAACACAGACCUACAAUUCUGUCACUCAAACAUCCCAGACUUCAACCGCCAGCACUGAGCGGAAUCGACCUAAAUCUGGACCAAGCUUUCCUCUUUCUAUUGGAGCACAGUCCAUGUGUGAGGCUUUACUUCCUCUUUUGCCGGAUGGUCAUAUAUCACGAGCACGAGGUACACAUGUCGAUAGACUGGAUAGUUAUCUCAAACCCGGGCCGGAGACAGAAGCCAGGGAAGAUGACUGGAUGCAACCAGACGUACGCAUGGCAAGGGCGCCGUUGUUGUGUCACAGCAGCUGGGCUAUCGUGAGGCUUGAAGCACCGCAUUGGGGGUAUGUCGAACUGGACAAUUUUGUGUUGGGGGCUGUAGAGGAGAGUAGAACAGGAGAUAGAUGGGUGAGGGCUGUGUGUGAAGGUCACGCUAUGAAAGAGUUGGAGAGGUUUGGGCUGGAUAUCUGA
Molecule: messenger RNA, 1077 nt
Organism: Alternaria arborescens
Lineage: Eukaryota; Fungi; Ascomycota; Dothideomycetes; Pleosporales; Pleosporaceae
Exons: 1
Coding region: 1-1077 (358 amino acids)
Source: RefSeq, a predicted model, not a curated record